AUGGCACGUCGCAAGGACUCAAGCGGGCAAAAUGUCAUCGUUCUUGCUGGCGCGGGGCGUUCGGCAGCGACUUUCACCGGGACUUCGACUAUCUGUGGGCGGCGGGUGAGAACGCGGGAUCUGACGGCGCCCGGCUCUGCAGAGCCUCUGCGUCUCGGACAGCGGGUCGGGGCGCCUCGCGGAGCGAGUGCAAGAACGGGUCCUUGUUUGGGCUUCGAUCUGCACGAUCUUAAGCUGCGUGGCGGGCGGCUCCCCUGGCACCAGUGUGUUGAUAGUGUGGAGUUCUGUCUUGCGUUGAUAUGCUCUGGAGGAGCGACGCACGACGAGGUCGACUUCGAGUUCCUCGGCAAUGUUAGCGGAGAGCCUUACAUUCUUCACACCAAUAUAUUCAGCCAUGGGAAGGGAGGCAAGGAGCAGCAGUUCUACUUGUGGUUUGAUCCCACACAGGAUUUUCACACCUAUUCCAUACUGUGGAAUCCAUUAAACAUCAUCCUAUUCGUCGACGACACUCCAAUUCGAGUGUUCAAGAACUACGAGGCGUACGGCGUGCCGUUCCCGAAGAACCAGCCGGUGAGGGCCUUCGCGAGCAUCUGGGACGCCGACGACUGGGCGACGCAGGGUGGGCGGAUCAAGACGGACUGGUCGAAGGCUCCCUUCGUGGCGUCGUACAGAAACUUCAGGGCGAACGCGUGCAUAUGGACGGGAGAUUACCCGGCGUGCGGCGACACGAAAUGGAUGCAGCAGGAGCUGGACUGGUGGAGCUGGAUGACACUAAGUUGGGUCCGGAUGAACUACCUGCUCUACGACUACUGCACGGACACAAAGCGGUUCGGGUACGGAUUCCCGCCCGAGUGCGCUCUGCCCAAUUAGAGAUCGAUGAACUUUGAUUGGAAAUAUUCUAUUUAUUCUUUUGUAGUAAAUUAAUUGCUGCUUUAACUUUUAAGUAGAAGCUUGAGAAACAUUUAAUCACUAAUUUUUGUAAAUUAAUUGCUGUUUUAUUUUUAAUCAGUGAAAAAAAAUGGAACACAAGAUAAGAAAACUUUUAU
Molecule: messenger RNA, 1046 nt
Organism: Ananas comosus (pineapple)
Lineage: Eukaryota; Viridiplantae; Streptophyta; Magnoliopsida; Poales; Bromeliaceae
Product: xyloglucan endotransglucosylase/hydrolase protein 24-like
Exons: 4
Coding region: 1-870 (289 amino acids)
Biological process (GO): glucan metabolic process
Cellular component (GO): cell wall; apoplast
Molecular function (GO): hydrolase activity, hydrolyzing O-glycosyl compounds; xyloglucan:xyloglucosyl transferase activity
Source: RefSeq, a predicted model, not a curated record